Messenger RNA from Penicillium salamii, 894 nucleotides. The record is from the annotation of a GenBank genome assembly. NCBI's taxonomy places the organism in Eukaryota, Fungi, Ascomycota, Eurotiomycetes, Eurotiales, Aspergillaceae.
AUGGCGAACCGAGGCUACGAUGUCGUCGUAGACGUAGAUGCAGAGGGCGACCUUGGGCAUACCGACUUGCAAGAAGACCUUGAAUUCCACCCUUCAAACUUCGAGAGCGACCAAAGGAACAACAAGCCCCAAGGCGACUCGGCUCCGUUCCUGGGCGGCGGGUCGUCGCGCAACCGCGACCGGUCUCCUGGCGGCACGCCAACCAAGCACAACUGGUGGUCUCUGCACUACUACGAGCAAUUUUUCGACGUCGAUACAAAUGAGGUAUUCCGCCGCUGCGUCGCUGCUUUAUACCCCCGUACCAACUUCCUGGAUGUGUUGGAGGGUAGAGCGGACUUGUACGGGCCUAUCUGGAUUGCUACCACGGUAGUCGUGAUCCUAUUCUUGACGGGUACUAUCUCGCAAUGGCUGUCGAACAAUGACGACAAACACUUCGAAUAUGACUUUACAUUGCUCUCUGGGGCAGCAGGCUUGAUCUAUGGAUACACGGGUAUCUUGCCUAUUGCGCUGUGGGGCGCGCUGCGUUGGUUCGGCAGCUCCACGGCAGAUUUGAUUGAGUGCUGGGCCUUGUAUGGAUAUUCGAACUUGGUUUGGAUUGCCGUUGCGCUGGUUAGCUGGAGCCCACUGACUGCGCUCAACUGGGCGCUUGUUGGUGUUGGCUUUGCUUGGACUGUGUUCUUCCUCCUGCGGAACUUGUACCCAGUCCUGAAUGCUACAGAUGCCAAGGCGAGCAAGAUCCUUUUGAUCUUGGUUGUGGUUCUACAUGCAGGACUCGCUAUCGCCAUCAAAGUGCUUUUCUUCGCUCAUGGAAGUCCGGUUUCGAAGAAAAACAAGGAGACCCCCAAUGACGACAACAAGACAGAUGACAAGCAGGGAAUGAUGUUCAGGGCAUAG